Messenger RNA from Brassicogethes aeneus, 1867 nucleotides. NCBI's taxonomy places the organism in Eukaryota, Metazoa, Arthropoda, Insecta, Coleoptera, Nitidulidae. The record is from the annotation of a GenBank genome assembly.
CUUUUACUCGAUCAUUCCUUUUUAUCUGGGCCACAUAGUUUAAAAGUUAAAAAAAAUAUUGAAGUAAAUAUGUCUAGAAGGUGGGAUAAGACAUUUUGCGAGGCUGAGGACACGAAAAACUCGGAAUUAUGUCUGGCUUUAUACAGAAAAUCCUUGAAGUCAAAGGAUAUGGAACAUGAUGGAACCCAAUGGGAUGGACAAGACCCUCAUGUGUUUAUUACACUGGGAGCUUCAGGCGACUUGGCAAGAAAAAAAAUCUACCCCACUUUAUGGUGGCUGUUUAGAGAUAACCUACUUCCAGCUAACACUGUGUUCUUUGGUUAUGCUAGAAGUAAAACCUCCAUUGAGGAGAUCAGGCAAAAAUGUGAUCAAUACAUGAAAGUCAAGCCGAAUGAAGAGGAGAGAUACAAUGAAUUUUGGAGUUUAAAUCACUAUAUGGCUGGUGGAUAUGACAGUCGAACAGAUUUUGAAAAACUCAACCAAGAAUUGUCAAGAUUCGAAACUGGAUCAGUAGCAAACAGGAUUUUUUAUUUGGCCUUGCCACCUUCAGUUUUUGAGGAGGUCACUGUACACAUCAGAAAUGCCUGUAUGGCACUAAAGGGAUGGUCAAGAAUCAUAAUUGAAAAACCUUUUGGAAAAGAUAGUGCCACAUCACAAAAACUAUCAAAUCAUUUGGCUUCUCUUUUCACUGAACAACAAAUCUACAGAAUUGAUCACUAUUUGGGCAAAGAAAUGGUGCAAAAUUUAAUGACUCUUAGAUUUGGCAACAGAAUAUUCAACCCUACCUGGAACAGGGACAACAUAGCUUCUAUUCAGAUUAGUUUCAAGGAACCAUUUGGAACCCAAGGCAGAGGAGGGUAUUUUGAUGAAUUUGGAAUUAUCAGGGACAUCAUGCAGAAUCACUUACUGCAAAUUUUAACCUUGGUGGCCAUGGAGAAGCCCGCUUCCUGUCAUCCAGAUGACAUUAGAAACGAAAAGGUAAAAGUAUUGAAAAAUGUGAAGCAACUUGAGAUUAAAGACGUCGUUUUGGGGCAAUAUGUUGGCAACCCUGACGGCGAGGGGGACGCCAAAUUGGGGUACCUAGAUGACAAAACUGUACCAGAGGGUUCCGUAACCCCCACCUAUGCUUUAGCGGUACUAAAAAUUAACAAUGAAAGAUGGGAUGGUGUUCCCUUCAUACUAAAGUGUGGCAAAGCUUUAAAUGACAGAAAAGCGGAAGUAAGGGUUCAGUACAAAGAUGUUGCUGGUGAUAUCUUUGAUGGUAAAGGUAAAAGAAACGAGUUGGUGAUCAGGGUGCAACCUGGUGAAGCUCUUUAUGUAAAAAUGAUGGUGAAAACUCCAGGAAUGGCUUUUAAUAUGGAAGAAACUGAAUUGGAUUUAACCUAUGGUAGCAGAUAUGCUAAUGUCAAACUACCUGAUGCAUACGAGAGGUUGGUUUUGGAUGUUUUCUGUGGCUCACAAAUGCACUUUGUAAGAUCUGAUGAGUUAAGUGAGGCCUGGAGGAUUUUUACUCCACUUUUACACAAAAUUGAAAAUGAAAAAAUUAAACCCAUUCCAUAUGUUUAUGGAAGUAGGGGCCCUAAAGAGGCUGAUGAACUGCUGUUGAACAAUGAUUUUACAUACACAGGGUCGUACAAAUGGAAAAAUCCAAAGCUUUAACAAUUUACCUACAAAAUAUACAUUCCUAUGUGUAAAUACUUUCCUUAUAGGUAUAUUUUUUAAUAUUUAUAUUGUAUGGUUAAGGAUUGUUGAUUUUUGGUUGAAACCUUUUUAUUUAUACACUGUUUUAAAUGAUUUUAUUCUUUGCGACAUUCCAACUUUGCUCAAUACGUGGUAAAGGACUUUUUGGCAAUAAAAUUUGACAAUA